AUGUUCGCUCAAGUCGCCAUAUGUAUCGUCUCUACGUCAUCCUGUGUUCGCCAAUCUGUACGCGCCAAUCUGUAUCUAUGUUGCCAUGUUGGGAUAGGAACAUCAGCCGUGGAUUUUUUCUGUAUCAUGUGUGGUAUGGUCGCCUCUGUUGCAAGCUCUCUAUUUUUUUUCCCCGGCUAUUUCCCUGAGAUCAGUUCAUAUCACAAGCUCUCCCUUCCUCGGCCAUUCCCUUCGCGUUUAUCACAAGCUCUCCCUUCCUCGGCCAUUCCCUUCGCCCAUAUCACAAGCUCUCCCUUCCUCGGCCAUUCCCUUCGCCCAUAUCACAAGCUCUCCCUUCCUCAGCCAUUCCUUUCGCGUUUAUCACAAGCUCUCCCUUCCUCGGCCAUUCCCUUCGUCCAUAUCACAAGCUCUCCCUUCCUCGGCCAUUCCCUUCGUCCAUAUCACAAGCUCUCCCUUCCUCGGCCAUUCCCUUCGCCCAUAUCACAAGCUCUCCCUUCCUCGGCCAUUCCCUUCGCCCAUAUCACAAGCUCUCCCUUCCUCGGCCAUUCCCUUCGCCCAUAUCACAAGCUCUCCCUUCCUCGGCCAUUCCCUUCGCCCAUAUCACAAGCUCUCCCUUCCUCGCCCAUUCCCUUCGCCCAUAUCACAAGCUCUCCCUUCCUCGGCCAUUCCCUUCGCCCAUAUCACAAGCUCUCCCUUCCUCGGCCAUUCCCUUCACCCAUAUCACAAGCUCUCCCUUCCUCGGCCAUUCCCUUCGCCCAUAUCACAAGCUCCCCCUUCCUCGGCCAUUCCCUUCGCCCAUAUCACAAGCUCUUCCUUCCUCGGCAAUUCCCUUCACCCAUAUCACAAGCUCUCCCUUCCUCGGCCAUUCCCUUCGCCCAUAUCACAAGCUCUCCCUUCCUCGGCCAUUCCCUUCGCCCAUAUCACAAGCUCUCCCUUCAAUUCUUCGUAAGAGAGAGAGAGCUUGCAACAUUGCCCAUCAUAUCACUAGAGCUAUUGCAUUGGUCACUCUUCAUCAUUCUUCUAAUUUUUUUUUGUAAAUUCUGUAUAAUUAUUUUGCUUGUUAAGGGAUGGGAAGCAUGUGUCGGUGGUGGUUAUGGUGGUUAUGGUGGUUAUGGUGGUGGUGGUUUUGACACUAUACAUGUUUCUGGGUGUCUGUCUAUCUAUCGUACUCUAGAUAGACAGACAGACAGACAGACUGAAUUUACUCUCCAAUAUUGAUGAUGAUAAUAGCAAUAUAAAUAAUAACAACAAACUGAAGGAUAAGUUGCAUGAAGAAUUAUUAUUAUUAUUAUUAUUAUUAUUAUUAUUAUUAUUAUUAUUAUCAUCAUCAUCAUCUGGGUCGUGUACAGAAAUGGUACUCAAAAUCUACUUAAAAGUCAAUUAUAAUAAUGUGUGUCUGUGUGUGUGUGUGUGUGUGUGUGUGUGUGUGUGUGUGUGUGUGUGUGUGUGUGUGUGUUUGUACAUAUACCGUGUCAAUCUUCAUUGUUGACAAAAUAAAACAAGAUUGUACAUA
Eriocheir sinensis (Chinese mitten crab) is the source of this 1513-nucleotide messenger RNA. RefSeq lists its product as uncharacterized. The transcript has 2 exons. The coding region runs from base 1 to 1218 and encodes 405 amino acids. The record is from RefSeq and is a predicted model, not a curated record. NCBI's taxonomy places the organism in Eukaryota, Metazoa, Arthropoda, Malacostraca, Decapoda, Varunidae.